UAAACUUUCCCAUUUCUCAGGUAGGUACCUUACCUCGUCUUAUAGAAAGGGAUUGUGAAUCACCCACGGGCUGCCUUGGAUGUGCGCCCGACCAUCUGCAGCUGCACAAUAUUGAAGGAAGGAGGAGAGCUGCUUUGCUCCCUCAAAUGUUUCAACAGAAAUUCCUCACUUCCUCCUUCCUGUGAAUAAAAAAAGAAACUUGAUUCAUAUGCUUCUGAGAGGGUGCACUCGAGGCUGAGACAACCCAUCUCCAUCAACAUCCAUCUCUUCUGCAUUGCAUUCCAUUCUAUCUAUCACCAACUCUCUUCUCUUCUCUUCUCUUCACUCCUCUUGUUCUCUUGUCAUUCAUCACUUGAUACAAGCAACUCCAGCUUCAACUCUUCACUCACCUAUUUCCCCAGUUCUUCCAUUUUCAACUUCGUCAACAUGUCGCGGUAUUCAUCUGGCGUCAAGCCUGGAGAGAUACCUCCAAUUUACGACGAGAUAAUGCUGGCUCGUAAAGGCCAGGAAGUCCGUCAUGCGAGCUCAACAAUGCCCUGGUGGAAUCCUCGGUACUGGCGAAAGAGAGUCUGGGCUGCUAUUAUCAUAGUCAUCAUUGUCAUAGUGAUAAUAAUUGUUGCUGUCGCCGUGGGAAAAGCUAGAAAGAAUAUAUAUCCAGACUACACACCAUUAUCGUACAGCUUGAAAGAUACAUAUGGGGGUGAAUCCUUCUUUGAUCAGUUCAACUAUUUCACAGGAUACGACCCCACUGAGGGCUUCGUUCAUUACGUUCCAAAAGCGCAAGCAGAGCUUCUUAAUCUCACAUAUGCUUCGCCCAGCACUGCCGUUAUCAAAGUCGACACUUCUGUCGGCCCCAACGACAAGCCUAAUGCAUCUACUGGUCGCUUUUCUGUUCGAAUCGAGUCCAAGAAGACAUACGAGAACGGCCUUUUCAUCUUCGACGUCAAGCAUACUCCCUAUGGCUGCGGCACAUGGCCGGCCCUUUGGCUUACAGACCCUUUCAACUGGCCGAAUCAUGGAGAAAUUGAUGUUAUGGAGUCGACAAACAAAGCCGAAGACGGGAAUCAAAUGACCUUGCACACUACCGGCGACUGCUCAAUGGACGUACGCCGCGAGGACACAGGUAAGACACUGCAGAAAAACUGCAACCACGAAAAGGAUGAUAAUGCAGGCUGUGGCGUUCUGUCAGAGCCUGCGGGAUACGGCACUGUCUUCAAUAAGAAUGGGGGAGGUGUGAUGGCGGUUGAAUGGCGGCAUGAAGGCAUCCGCAUGUGGCAGUUCGGCAGAGACUCUAUACCAUCAGAUAUUAAAGGAAACAACCCAAAGCCCGACACUUGGGGUACUGCUGUUGCCGACUUUCCCAACACACAUUGCAACAUUGGCACGCACUUCAAGAACCAGAGUAUCAUUGCCAAUAUCGACCUGUGUGGCAGUCUCGUCUAUCACGUUUGGGACAACUCUGGAUGUUCGGGCAAAUGCACUGAUCUCGUUGCCAACAAUCCUGAAGCAUUUGAGAAUGCGUAUUGGGAGUUUGGCACUUUUCAAGUAUACCAAGCAAGUUGAGUCUGAGUAUGUCCAGAGCUGAACGUGUGCUGUUUGCUCUUUUGAAAGCGCGGCGUUAAGAACAAAGGGGUCUUCAGGUUGCAUUUAUGAGAUAGACAGUCAUUGCAGAAAUAAAUUCUUU
Fusarium oxysporum Fo47 is the source of this 1684-nucleotide messenger RNA. RefSeq names its product concanavalin A-like lectin/glucanase domain-containing protein. Gene Ontology annotation, molecular function: hydrolase activity, hydrolyzing O-glycosyl compounds. The record is from RefSeq and is a predicted model, not a curated record. Lineage: Eukaryota; Fungi; Ascomycota; Sordariomycetes; Hypocreales; Nectriaceae. The coding region runs from base 427 to 1563 and encodes 378 amino acids. The transcript is spliced from 5 exons. Gene Ontology annotation, biological process: glucan catabolic process.